AGGUGGUCGAGAUAAACUCUGAAUUGCUUCAAAGUAUGAUGUCUUCAUUGUUAAACAAUGUUCUGGCCGAGGAUUGUCGAAAUCAGUGGUCCAUGUCACGCCCAUUGCUGGUACUCAUAUUACUAUACGAGGAUUUUUAUCGUUCCUUAAAAGAGAGCAUUAUCUGUGGACAACCAGUUGAAAAACAACACACAAUGGCUCAAUGGUUUGAUGAUUUGAUGUUAGGAAUCGAACGCAAUGUUUCCAGUAAAAAUAAGGAGAAGUUUACGCAAAACCUGUCUACAUUUCGUCGCGACGUAGUUAACCUUCCCAAAACAAUGGCAUAUUCAACAGAAAAUUCCUAUCAGGCCUACACAGAAACAAACUACUCAAUAUCAGUUUAGAUGUUCGUUUACUAAAAUUGUUUCAGAAAUAAAGCCCUACUGUUAGACAUACACAAUUUUUUGUAACUUUAAAUCUGACUCAGAUAUUAUUGAACUUGUUACGAAUGAUAGCUUUAUAAGAAAGGUUUAUAUAUGUACAUCAAAGUUCAAUUAAGUGGUCCGAAUAAUUACCAUAAACAUAAUAAUUUUUCUAU
Drosophila persimilis is the source of this 577-nucleotide messenger RNA. RefSeq names its product ran-binding protein 16-like. NCBI's taxonomy places the organism in Eukaryota, Metazoa, Arthropoda, Insecta, Diptera, Drosophilidae. The transcript is spliced from 4 exons. Gene Ontology annotation, molecular function: nuclear export signal receptor activity. The record is from RefSeq and is a predicted model, not a curated record. Gene Ontology annotation, biological process: protein export from nucleus. Gene Ontology annotation, cellular component: nuclear pore; cytoplasm. Bases 36 to 383 code for a protein of 115 amino acids.